AUGUCUUUGGUUCAGAAGGAAGAGAGGAAAUCGCAGAUCGCUGAGAAUGAAGAUCAUGAUUGUGCUGCUGACGUCUCCGUGAGGAAUCCUAAUUUGCAGAAUCAGGCUUAUCUGGAUAGCCGAUUCAAAGAAAUUGUAUUCGUUGGAUUUUGCAUGCUUUCGCAGCUGUUAAAUCAGGCUGCCACGACCCAAGCAAAUCCGCUUUUCAAUGUGAUCUCUCGUUCUCUCGAAUCAGGAACAUCUCAGCAAACAUGGCUAAUGGCAGCAUUUCCGAUGGUUUCUGGGUCUUUUAUCCUGGUUAGUGGGAAGGUUGGAGAUAUUUAUGGUCUUAAAAAAACGCUGAUAGGUGGAUAUAUUGUGGUCAUAAUCUGGUCAUUGAUUUGUGGCCUAAGCUCUUACGCUCGCAACGUGAACUUUUUCAUUGUUUCAAGGGCUUUUCAAGGUCUUGGUAUCGCUUUUAUUUUGCCCAAUGUUAUGGGUACUGUUGGCAACAUUUAUGUCCCGAAUACUAAGGCCAAAAACCUGAUCUUUAGCUUGAUAGGUUCAUGUGCUCCGAUUGGCGCCACAAUGGGAUGCCUUUUCUCUGGAUUGAUAGGCGAAAAGUCUCGAAUCUGGGCAUGGGCAUUUUACGCAUAUGCUUUGACUGCGGCCUUGAAUCUUUGUGUGGCAAUUUGGAUCAUUCCCAAUAAUAUACCAACAAAUGUUCACAAGUUCAAAAUGGACUGGUUAGGUGCGGGAUUGGGUGUGGUGGGGCUUAUCUUACUAAACUUUGUAUGGAAUCAAGCACCUAUCACUGGUUGGAACGAAACAUAUAUCAUAGUUUUGUUGAUCGUGUCUGUUAUUCUUCUCACUGGGUUUUUUGUAUUCGAGGCGAAACUGGCCGCAGAGCCUCUCUUGCCACGGGCUGUUAUGAAAAACCGUCGACUUCUAAUGAUUUUGGCAUCUUUGUUUUUUGGAUGGGGAUCUUUCGGUAUUUGGACUUUCUACUAUAUGUCAUUUGUUCUAAACCUCCGACAUUACACUCCACUAUGGGCAGGUGGGACAUAUUUUAUGUUUGCAAUAUGGGGAAUUGUAGCAGCUUUAUUAGUUGGCUAUACUCUACAUAUUUGCGGGCCGGCAGUUAUUUUGCUAGCAUCCAUGAUCGCUUUCGACUGUGGGUGCAUAAUGCUGUCUGUCACUCCGGUCAAUCAAAGCUACUUCAAAAUGACUUUGGGAAUCAUGAUCAUUUUGAGUUUUGGCAUGGACUUAUCGUUUCCAGCAUCAUCGAUCAUUGUAAGCGAUGAGUUACCAGGACAGUAUCAAGGAAUGGCAGGUUCGCUGGUCAGUACGAUGGUGAGCUAUUCAAGCUCGUUAUGCUUGGGAAUAGGGACCACUGCUGAGCACUAUAUCAACAAAGAUGGCUCAAGAUUACUUGAAGGGUACAGAGCAGCACUCUAUGUUGGAAUAGGGCUCGCUUCCAUAGCUGUCCUUAUCAGCGCUACAUACUUAAUCGAAGAGCUAUGGGCGAAACGCAAAGUUCUGUAUGCUACAAAAUCCAAGAGCGAUUCUACACAAUUCGAAUAG
Lachancea sp. 'fantastica' is the source of this 1563-nucleotide messenger RNA. The record is from the annotation of a GenBank genome assembly. Lineage: Eukaryota; Fungi; Ascomycota; Saccharomycetes; Saccharomycetales; Saccharomycetaceae.